AUGUUGGUUGCUGUAAGUGGUACUAAAUAUAGUGGUGUAGAUACACUGAUUGAUCUAUUAGUCUCUAGACAUGGUUUUGAAUUGAUUGAUUCUAAAGUUCAAGAUCCAGAUGCAAUUAUGGAUUACGCUACUAGGUAUUACACUAAAGACUUAGUGUUGAAAUGUAAUUCUUUAGAAUUAUGCACAACUUUAGAAAAAAGACCAUUUUUUGUUCAUUUAUCUAUGCAGGCGUCAAUGAAACUACGUAUGAAAAGUUUAAAGCAUAUUUCUAAUACAAAAAAUAUAGAUGAAUUAUGUACAUUACUAGAUGAAACUGAUUUUAAAUCUGAUAUAAUUGAAUUACAUGAAAAGGCCAAUGUAAAAUUUAAAUUAAUUAAUGAUAAUGACUCAGAAAGAUUAAAUGUUGUACUUAAUAAACAAUUACAAAUAUUAAGAAAUAAAAAACCAAACGCUCCAGAAGAGUUUAAUCCACCUUUAAGACCUGAUUGGGAUACGUAUUUCAUGAAGCUUGCUACAUUGGCUGCAUCUAGAUCUAAUUGUAUGAAGAGAAAAGUUGGAUGUGUUGUUGUGAGAGAGAAGCGUGUCAUUGCUACAGGUUAUAAUGGUACCCCAAGACAUCUAACGGAUUGUUGUAAUGGCGGUUGUCCUCGUUGUAAUGGUGGUAAUUCACACGAGUUGCAUACUUGUCUGUGUCUCCAUGCUGAAGAAAAUGCAUUACUAGAAGCUGGUAGAGAUAGAAUAGGUAAUAAUGCGACACUAUAUUGUGAUACAUGUCCAUGUCUGACUUGUUCGGUGAAAAUUGUUCAAACAGGUAUUGAAGAAGUAGUAUAUAGUCAGUCUUAUCGAAUGGAUGAGGCUAGCUUUAAGGUAUUAAGAGAUGGUGGUGUAAAAGUGAGACAACUUAGUGUCAUUGAUGAACCAAGGAUUGUCAUAGUUUAG
This is a messenger RNA of Maudiozyma saulgeensis, 939 nucleotides long. Lineage: Eukaryota; Fungi; Ascomycota; Saccharomycetes; Saccharomycetales; Saccharomycetaceae. The record is from the annotation of a GenBank genome assembly.